This is a messenger RNA of Symbiodinium sp. CCMP2456, 714 nucleotides long. Lineage: Eukaryota; Dinophyceae; Suessiales; Symbiodiniaceae. The record is from the annotation of a GenBank genome assembly.
AUGCAGACGCUCCCGAGUGAAGAGCGCACGGCCUUCAAGGAGAAGAAAUGGGCUUCUCUCCUCCACGAGGGAAGCUUGGAUUCGGGGACGUUGACGAGUGCGACGGUGGCCAGGAUCUACAAGGAAGAGAAGGCAGUCCUGGACGAAGUUGAGGAUCCUUCUCAGACUCUUUGGGUAUGGGUCACCUCCCUGCUCACGAACAUGUCGGCCAAUGGUGAACUUCCGCCGAUCCCCAGCCCGACGUAUGGCAAGAUCCUCUCUUGGGCUGACAAGGCCUACAACGGCAUCCGCGAGGUGCAGGCGGCAGUGUGCGUCCAGCCGCCGUAUGUGUAUGUGCAGAUGAUGGCCAUUCUUGUCCUUGUGAACAACCUCAUGAUUGCUAUAAGCUUCGGCAUGACCCUGGGAGUCACUAUCAGUUUGGCCAAGCGUGGGCGCCAUACAGCCACUCCUGAGGUUAUCUCCAAGGACUUGCAAGAUGUUGCCAUCGCGUUUCUCAUCAGUACAGUCGGACCUUUCCUAUACCAUGCACUGCUCGAAGUGGCCGUGUGCAUUGCGCAGCCCUUUGCAGGCUGCGAGGACGAGGAUGAAAACAUGCCCGGCCGCAUUCCGACCAAGAAACUUCUGAACAUCCUCAAGAAGGACCUCGCAGACGCUGAGAAGAUGACCUGCAACCUUCCGGCUUGGAAGCAGCCGCAGUUCCAAGCUCCUAAGUGA